Molecule: messenger RNA, 396 nt
Organism: Hydractinia symbiolongicarpus
Lineage: Eukaryota; Metazoa; Cnidaria; Hydrozoa; Anthoathecata; Hydractiniidae
Exons: 1
Coding region: 1-396 (131 amino acids)
Source: RefSeq, a predicted model, not a curated record
AUGGCACGUCCUGAAAAUAAGAGCUGUAGAGAAGACGUUAUGCAAACUGUUCAGGAUGUAAUGAACAGUGUUAGCCGUUUUACUGCUGCAUACAGGUACAUGACUGAAGUGGAAGCUGGUGAAAUAGCUCGGGCAGCUGCUAAAAACAGUGUUUCAUCAGAAGUUGGCAUGUGCAUGAGAGUUGGCAGUGAUCGAAGGCGAUACAACUUGCCACAUCAUGAAGAAGUAGCUGCAGUUUUUGUUGAUCAAGAUGGAGCUCCUCCUGGAGACAGGUAUAUUGUUACCUACCCACGUGAACGCAAUUUGCAAAAUAUUUCCGCGUCAUCUGCAAAUUUAGAGCCGAUGGUUUAUCCUCUUUUUUUCCAAGGGGUGAACCAGGUUGGUAUUAUGGGAUAG